AUGUACAACCAUCCGCCUCCCUCGCCUCUUCUCAAUUCAUAUAGUACCCACGAUAACUUACAUGACGAUGACAAUGACGAUGACAAUGACGAUGACAAUGACGAUGACAAUGACGAUGACAACGAUGACGACACUGACGACGACAACGAUUCCACUAGUUCUCAACUCCUGCCUACAAUCACUGACAAAGGCAAACCCAAGCGCAAGCGCGCUGAUCGCGAAAGCCUCGACUCUACCUAUGCCCCUUGA
Molecule: messenger RNA, 249 nt
Organism: Cordyceps fumosorosea ARSEF 2679
Lineage: Eukaryota; Fungi; Ascomycota; Sordariomycetes; Hypocreales; Cordycipitaceae
Exons: 1
Coding region: 1-249 (82 amino acids)
Source: RefSeq, a predicted model, not a curated record